AACCCAUUAUUGCAUUUCCAUUGGAGAGGAAAGUAAGUAACCGAAGUGAAAGGAUUUGAGAGAAAAGAAGGGAAAGACUCUGAUAGAAAAAUGGAGAAAGCAAUCAACAGACAACAAGUUUUGCUUAAUCAUUUACAACCCUCUUCUCAAUCUCAUCAAUCAUCUGCUGCUAUUCUGUUUCCUUCAAACUGCGCGGCGGGGGAUAGCGCUGCCUAUCACCGGACGGCUGCUUUUGGGGAUGAUGUUGUGAUUGUUGCGGCAUGUCGCACUGCAAUUUGCAAAGCAAAGCGUGGAGGCUUCAAAGAUACACUUGCAGAUGAUUUGCUUGCCCCUGUUUUAAGGGCUGUGAUUGAUAGAACAAAGCUGAACCCAAGUGAAGUGGGGGAUAUAGUUGUUGGUACAGUGUUGGCACCUGGUUCACAAAGAGCAAUGGAGUGUAGGAUGGCAGCAUUCUAUGCUGGUUUCCCUGAUACGGUGCCUAUUAGAACUGUCAACAGGCAAUGUUCAUCGGGCCUGCAAGCAGUUGCCGAUGUUGCUGCUUGCAUAAAAGCAGGAUUUUAUGAUAUUGGCAUUGGUGCUGGACUUGAGAGCAUGACAACUAAUGGUAGUGCUCCUGAUCAAAGCAAGGUUAACCCGAAGGUAAAGAGCUUUGCCCAAGCCCGGGAUUGUCUUCUUCCUAUGGGCAUUACUUCUGAAAAUGUCGCACAACGCUAUGGUGUGACACGUCAAGAGCAAGACCAGGCUGCCGUCGAAUCUCAUAGACGUGCUGCUGCUGCAACAGCAUCUGGUAAAUUCAAAGAAGAAAUUGUCCCUGUAUCCACGAAGAUUGUGGAUCCUAAAACUGGAGAAGAGAAGGCAGUCACAAUUUCGGUGGAUGAUGGUAUCCGCCCAGACACAAACACGGCCGGUCUAGCCAAGUUAAAGCCUGCAUUUAAGAAGGAUGGAACCACAACUGCUGGAAAUGCUAGCCAAGUGAGUGAUGGUGCAGGAGCGGUCCUACUUAUGAAGCGAAGUUUGGCGCUGCAAAAAGGACUUCCAAUCCUUGGUGUUUUCAGAAGCUUUGCUGCUGUUGGUGUAGAUCCUGCUGUGAUGGGCAUCGGUCCUGCUGUUGCUAUACCAGCUGCAGUCAAGUCUGCAGGUCUUGAGAUUGAUGAUAUAGACUUGUUUGAGAUCAAUGAGGCAUUUGCAUCUCAGUUCGUAUACUCUUGUAAGAAACUGGGGCUUGAUCGUGAAAAGGUCAAUGUUAAUGGAGGUGCAAUAGCCCUUGGGCAUCCUUUGGGUGUUACAGGUGCUCGCUGUGUUGGAACUCUGUUGUACGAGAUGAAGCGUCGUGGGAAGGACUGUCGGUUUGGAGUGAUCUCAAUGUGCAUAGGAACUGGAAUGGGGGCAGCAGCUGUUUUUGAAAGGGGAGACUGUGUUGAUGAACUCUGCAAUGCUCGAGCUGUCAAAAACUAAGGACCUUAUAUCAAAGGAUGCUCCAUAGAUAUGCUUGUUGCUACCUUACAAUUUGUAUUAAAUAUAUGACUUUCCAUUUUCCCAUGAUUGGAUAGUUGUUUGUGAGUUGUCAAAGCUUUCAUAUUGAAAAAUCAAAAUAAAGUUUACAAGUUAUUUGAAUA
This is a messenger RNA of Gossypium raimondii (Peruvian cotton), 1616 nucleotides long. Its product is annotated as 3-ketoacyl-CoA thiolase 2, peroxisomal. Lineage: Eukaryota; Viridiplantae; Streptophyta; Magnoliopsida; Malvales; Malvaceae. Gene Ontology annotation, cellular component: peroxisome. The record is from RefSeq and is a predicted model, not a curated record. Gene Ontology annotation, molecular function: acetyl-CoA C-acyltransferase activity. The coding region runs from base 91 to 1455 and encodes 454 amino acids. The transcript is spliced from 14 exons. Gene Ontology annotation, biological process: phenylacetate catabolic process; fatty acid beta-oxidation.